Cyprinodon tularosa is the source of this 2563-nucleotide messenger RNA. It is a transcript of the gene mtus1a, whose product is annotated as microtubule associated tumor suppressor 1a. NCBI's taxonomy places the organism in Eukaryota, Metazoa, Chordata, Actinopteri, Cyprinodontiformes, Cyprinodontidae. Gene Ontology annotation, molecular function: microtubule binding. Gene Ontology annotation, cellular component: nucleus; cytoplasm. The record is from RefSeq and is a predicted model, not a curated record.
UCUACUUAACAAUGAAAGUAGCCUGGAGGAGUAAAAGCAGACCUAUUCAAACUGAUGUUGUCUGAGGUGGAUGGGGAGAGAAAUCACUCUUUAUUUCAUUUCUAACUAACAACCCAUGGCUGGCUACACUGGACUCCGGAGCUGCACUUGGACUGAAAUCCCAACUCAUGUUUUCUAUAACUCCUCUUUUUUUGCACAAAGAGAUUCAGAAUCCAGCUGUGAUUUGACCCUGCUGACAUGCCUGCUCAUCGGAUCUUAUCGCUUUUGUAUCAUCCCUUUGUUGGCGGCGUUUCAUGGAAAUGUUUCUGGAGGAGCAGCAAACAAGCAAACACCAUUUAAACCUGUUUUGCUGAGACCAAGGCUCAUUUCAACCCCUGCAAAAAACCCUGGAUCAGCUGUGACUACAGUCUGCCGGUCUGCAACUUCCACAAGCAAGGGAGCAUCAAGUUCUGCCACCAGUCCGAAAAAAAAGACAAAUUAUGGAAGACCUGCCGAGCAAAUUUCAGUUGGAACUGUGAACAAGUGCAAGACCAGCGCCAGGCUACCUCAACAGCAGCAUUCCAAUACAACCAGGAGGACUGGGUCCCAGAAAGUGGUACAGGAUGAAGGCCGACAGCAGAAGAUCCAGCAGCUUGAAAAACCCCUUGCAUCCAGCGACCGCAGGUUUCAGGCACUCGUCAUCGUUCUACAGCAAACUUUGGCUGAGCGUGAUGAAGCCACCAGGCAGAGCAGACAGCUGUCUCAGGAACUGGCCAACCUCAAAGGAGAACUGGCUUCUUCUGUCCACUCGUCUGAGUGCCUGGAGAGGGAGAAGGAAGAGCUGCAUGCUGCUCUGCACCAUGCAACACAGAAACUGCAGGAAGAGCACAGAAAGGAGCUUGCUGAGCUGGAGCAGCGGCUACAGGCUGCUCACAGGGCCGAAUGGGACCAUGUUCAGCUCACCUAUCAGGAGGAAGCAAACAAAUACAAGACCCUCAUGCAGCAGCAGAUGGAGGAACUGAAAGCCAACCAUGAAGCCAUGAAGAUGCAACUAGAGAGCUGCCAUGCAGAGCAGCUGCAGUCAGUCAGGCAGCAGUAUGAAACCUCUAUGGAAGAACUCAGGAAGGUCCACGCACAGGAACUCCAAUCUAUUGAGAAGGCUCUAAAAGAUACAAAAACCUCUCUGUCUGCACAGAUUCAGGAGCUGACAGUAGAGAAUAAUGUCCUGUUAGAGAAGCUAGCUGCAGAGGAGAGCAGGAGGAGAGAGCUGGGUGAAAACACUCAGAAAGACUCUCACGCUCUGUAUUUAGAGCAGGAGCUGGAGAGUCUCAAAGCAGUGCUGGAUAUCAAAAACGAACAGCUCCACCAGCAGGAGAAGAUGAUGAUGGAGAUCAGCAAACUGAAGGAGAGAAAUGUGAAGCUAAAUGAGAUCCUCAUAAAGGUCCAGCAGGAGAAUGAGGACCUGAAAGCUCGAAUGGAAAGGCACGCCGCUCUGUCAAGACAGCUGUCCACAGAGCAGGCCGUGCUGCAGGAGUCCCUUCAGAAGGAGUCAAAGGUCAACAAGCGGCUUUCUAUGGAGAACGAGGAGCUGCUCUGGAAGCUCCAUAACGGAGACUUGAGUAGCCCCCGCAAGCUGUCCCCCAGCCCUACCUCACCCUCCCACCCCUUCAAGCUGCAGUCCCCUCGCAGCUCUGGCUUCUUCUCCAGCUCCCCCGUCUCCCCCAGAUAACAGUGGGACCCUGCUUCCAGGAAGCAGACCGCUGUGUUUGGUUAUUCCUCUGGAACAAAAGCUGUGAUUGGAUCCCGUCGAUGGAACGGACCGAGACCCGGAUCAACUCAAUCACCUCCUGUACAAACAUGCAAAAUACUGUAUAAAAAAAGAAAAUGUUGCACAGAAGCACUUAAAGCCACCUUGUUCUUUGCCUUUGACACCUGAUCUGAUUGAUAAAGAUUGAGGGAAAAAAAGAAUCUCAGGACUUUUAUGUACUGAAAUACUAUUUUUGUUGUUUGCUAUCAGAGGCUUGUUUUCCCGAAGCUCAGCACACGCUAACAAACGGUACAUGCAUGCACCGUUAGCCUUUCCCUGUUAAAGAUGGCUGACUUUCUGUGAUUCAGGACUCCACAGCCAGAAUUUGACUACAGGAUAGUUUGGGUUGUAUAUAUUUAUUCAGAAUAUCUAAGAAGCUGGAAUUGUUUUGUUUGGACUUUUGCACCUUUUCUCACAAUGCUAACAGUCAGUUUUACUUUCAUACACUGGCCUUCUACACCCAGUUCCUUAAGGUUGUUUUAGUGUGGAUGGUGUGUGUUCCUAUUAUUCCCAGUCAGCUUAGAGAUCUCCUGUGGUCUGUGGUUUUCUUUAAGCAGGAUAUCAUUCCAAGUCUUGCUUCUUGUGUUUGAGUCUUGUUUGUGAGGAAGGAAUAUUCCUCACACAGCUUUAAAUGUACGAUUCUGUUUUCAGGUUUGCUUGUAUAUAACAGGGACAUCCGAUUUUUGAAAGGUAGGAAUAUUUUGUGUGGAAAUGUAUACCAGAUAUGCUGAGCCUGUUCGAAAUAUGCAAUUAAUAAAGACUUGUAUUAAACGUGGA